AAUUUUCUAGGUCACACUUAGUUUUGAGUUUGUUGUUUCUUAAGUGCACGUUAAAAUUUUUGGCUAUUAUAAUAAUAAUUAACAGCCAUAAAUCAUAACGCUUACAUUGUAAUAUUGUAUUGUGGACUCACUCUUACAACGUUUGGCUGAUGUCUGUGUUUCUUUGUCACUGUAGUACCAUGUGGGUAUAGUAAAAUAUAUAAAUAUAAAUGGUAAUAUGGUAUUAACAUAGAACUGUUAUCCACUGUUCAGGGCAAUCAGCUAAUUGGGAUUGGAAGUUUAGUAUAGGUAAAUGCUAAAUUAGUUAUUACUAGUGCUCAGAUUUCGAAUUUCCAUCUUGAUUCUGUUAGUUUGUCUUCCUCUUCACUCUUCACACUUAGCUGACUGCAGUAAAACAAUUUCGUCUUAGAUGUGUUAAAUAUUUUUGGUCUUAUAAAUAUAAAUAUACUAGACGUGCAGACUUCGCAGACGGCACUAAUAUCAACAAAACAUUUGUAACUGUGAAAGUGUGGAUUAACCUAACAUUAACUUAGUAUCAAUCAAUCAUUACCUACUCAGAAAGGUUCUCUCACAAAGAGUCUUGGUUAGGAUUAAUAAUUAUUGACCUUUGCAUAAGGUGGAAGAAGUAUCAACAUUCAAUAAUUUCUAUGUCACAAGAAUAAUUUUCAUUUAAUUUUAUAUGAAUUAAAAUGAAUAUAUUAUACAUUUUGAUUCCCAACAUUAUAGAUAAAUCAAUUGGUUGUUGAAUUAUCAAUAAUCAGGUCCAUUUGACAGUAAUAUCAAAGAUUUGAAGUAAGUUAUAUAAAAGGACACAAUAUACAAAAAUAGGUAAGCAAAUACAACUACAGGGUGCGGCAUAAGUUGGUUCCCCAAUUAACACAGCAAAUUAAAUAUGUGCGGGAACCAACUUGUGCCACACCCUGUAUAUUAAAUUCAAUAAUAUUUAGUAUAAUAUAAUAUACCACCAAAUAUAAAUAAUUUAGUAAUUGCAAGUUGUGAUAUAAAAAUAUUUAAAAAGUUAUCAAUCUCAAGUGCAAUAGGUAGGUACAUAUAUUUAUUUUGAUAGCAUAGUUUUUAAAUAUUCAGAAAAAUUAAUUUUUGGUACAUGAUUCCUAUUUAGUAGUAAGACUUUUUUAUCACUAUUUUAGUAAAAAUUAUAUUUUAUUUAGUAGAAUUACAUAAAUUAUAGCCCCCUAAUUCUUGGACUUUUGAGAGUAAUAUUAGAGCCCCAAUUAUAAAAUGUGGAGGUGCCCAGAUACACCCGUGCCACCGAUGUGCAUGGCUAUGGCAUUCACACAAUAACUAUAUAUAAAAAUGUAUCUACCAUUUUGUAACCUACCAUUUACAACAAAUUUUAAAAGGUAUUAUAUCCAUAACCAAGAUGGAUGCUGUACAAAAAGAAGUUCUCACAUUCAAAAGGUGUGAACCAAAAAAAUGCAUAAAUGCCUCUCACAUGGUUGGAGUAUUUGAAAUCCUACAAUCUUUACGCAAAGAUGAAGUGUUGUGUGAUAUUAGGAUUGAAACAAACGAUGGCACAAUUAUAUUUGGGCAUAAAGUUGUUUUAGUGUCAGCUAGUCCAUAUUUUCGUGCAGUGUUCAUUAGUUUUGAAGAAACUAAUAAAGAUCUGAUACUUAUAUCAGAAUUAGAUUCUCCUGUCUUACAACUCUUAGUAAAUUAUAUUUAUACUGGCGAAAUCAUGGUGACUGAAGAAAAUGUUAAGGUUUUGUUAUCAGCUGCAAAUUUCUUACAGUUAGACUAUGUAAAAAGUGUUUGUGUAGAGUUUCUACAAUCACAACUGAAUCCUUCCAAUUGUCUUGGUAUCAAAGCAUUUGCUGAUUUACAUAACUGUACAGAAUUGUUUUCAAGUUCUGAAGCAUACAUAAAAAAACAGUUUUUAGAAAUAGUAAAAUAUGAUGAGUUUCUAUCUUUAACUUCUGUAGAAGUGAUCAAGCUAAUUUCCGCUGAUAACCUUUUUGUUCCAUUAGAAGAAAAAGCGCUUUGCAGCUUCUACCAAUGUUCUCAAUUUUACAAAGCCAGCCAUUCAAGUCUUUUGAUCUCAAAAAAUAAAGUGUUCGAAUGUGUUACCAAUUGGGUGAAACAUAAAUUGGAAUGUAGAAACAUAUUUUUGCCCGAAUUAAUGGUACAUGUACGUUUGUCAUUAGUUUCAAAACAGUUUAUAUUGGAAAAAGUAGUUGACGAACCUCUUAUUAAAAAUAGUCCUAAAUGUAAAGAUUAUGUUAGUGAAGCAUUAUAUUUUCAUCUUUACAAGUCAGUACAUCCUUUUACCAAUCUUCAGACAAUUUGGAAUAAACCUAGACAGUUUGGUGAUUUACAAAAAGCUAUUCUUGUGUUAGGUUGGUCUGGUUCCAUGAAAAAGAGUUCUUUAAACUGGUAUGACAUUGAAACCGAUAAAUGGCAGUGUGUACUAAGUAUGAGGGAGGGCUGUCGGCCUUCUCACCUUGCAUCAAUAGCAGAACAAUUUAUAUUUGCUGUAGGAAGUUAUAAAUCAAAAAGUCAUUCCGUUCAAAUGCUUGAUUUAUCUUCACAAACACCCUAUUGGGUACGAAUGCCUGACAUGCUAGUUGGUCGAACACAUUUUAGAGUUUGUGUAUUAGGUAAUUGUGUAUACGUUGUUGGUGGUUCAUCAAACAGUGCCGAGGUUUUUGAUGUCAGUAUUGAAGAAUGGCGAAUGGUUUCUAGUAUGUCUGCUACGAGGUCUAAUUUUGGUAUUGGAGUACUCAAUAAUCUUAUAUACGUGGUAGGAGGUUAUGAUGGUUCAUCAUGCCAACAUUGUAAAUCUGUCGAAUGUUAUGAUCCAAGUCUUGACACAUGGAUUCUAGUUGCAGAAAUGUCCCGAUGUCGCAGUAGUGUUGGUAUAGGAAUUUUAGAUGGUGUUAUGUAUGCUAUUGGUGGUAAUAAUGGUUCAACAUAUUUGAAAUCUGUCGAGGCCUAUACAUCAAAUACUGGAGUUUGGACUACUAUUGCUGAUAUGAAUUUGGAGAGAUACAAUCCUGUAGUAGUCGCAUUGGAUGGCUUAUUGUAUGUUAUGGGUGGACUAGAUAAAGUUAAAAACAUUUUGGAUUCUGUGGAAAUGUAUAACCCCAGCAUUGAUACAUGGAAAUUAAUGGAAAAUACAAUAAAUUUUACUGAUGAAAUGGAUGCAGCAAUAGUUGUUGAUAGGCCACCACAUUUUGUAAGCGAUUAGUAUAAAAUAUAAUAUCAUGGUUAGUAAUUAUAAUACAUACAAAUUGUAU
Messenger RNA from Myzus persicae (green peach aphid), 3254 nucleotides. RefSeq names its product ring canal kelch homolog. Lineage: Eukaryota; Metazoa; Arthropoda; Insecta; Hemiptera; Aphididae. The record is from RefSeq and is a predicted model, not a curated record. Bases 1382 to 3205 code for a protein of 607 amino acids. The transcript has 12 exons. Gene Ontology annotation, molecular function: protein binding.